This is a messenger RNA of Bactrocera latifrons, 1188 nucleotides long. It is a transcript of the gene fs(2)ltoPP43, whose product is annotated as probable RNA polymerase II nuclear localization protein SLC7A6OS. Lineage: Eukaryota; Metazoa; Arthropoda; Insecta; Diptera; Tephritidae. Gene Ontology annotation, biological process: developmental process. The record is from RefSeq and is a predicted model, not a curated record. Bases 1 to 1131 code for a protein of 376 amino acids. The transcript has 4 exons.
AUGCCAGCCGUUGUUCGUAUAAAACGUAGAAUUGAUGAGGAGCCGCUUAGUGCAUUCAUAUUAAAUAGCAAGAAACGACGCCGUUUAGAAGAUAACUCAGGAGAGGAAGCAGCGGRAGAAGCCGCAGGUACUGCUGCAGGGGUAGGCACUGGUGUUAAUGGGGUUUUAAAUGACAAAGAAGGCGAAGUAUCAACAAUACUCAAAUUUGCGGGCACAAUACAGGAUCAGGAUGAUGGCGCUACUACCCAGUUGGCGCGACUUACAAAAGAAGCUGCCAAAGAACUUGUGUUACAGAAAUCUAUGCGACCACCCAGUAAUCAUACCGAACGUGCAAGACAGGAAAUGCGGCAAGCAUUGCACGAGAGCCGGUUCCGUGUAGUCAAUUGUAUGCGUACCACACUAGAAGACGCAAAUGCAGCUGAAGCGGCAAAAGAAGUGACAAUUGUCGAUAUUGAAAAGCAAGAGGCUGGUGCACAAACAGACAACGUGCCAACGUCCGCUACGGCAGAUGGACAAGCACAUUUGUCACAGAAUGUCGCACAACAACAACAAAGACAGACAAUAGAUGGGGAUGCGCAACAUUUCGCCGCACAUGACACGCAUAAUGCACAGCAAGCGACUGACUCUGACACAGGCUACGUAUAUGAUUUGUAUUUGCCAGAGAAUGAAUUGCAAGUGGAAUAUGCUGAUAUGAUGGAUGAUAACUAUUUAAGCAUACGCCCAUACGAUGAUCUAAUCUAUGAAGAUCGUUUUAAUGAUGACGAAGAUGACGAUUCGGAGGAUUCGAAUAAUGAAAAUUACUAUACAAAUGAUUAUCCCGAUGAGGACGAUGAUAAUGAGGAUUAUAAGGAUUCCUUUGAUCAUGAAGACAUAGAUGCCAUGGCAUUGGGUAUGCGGCACAUGCGUAUGGGCAUUCAGCAAGGUUACAUUCACACUUUUGAUGACGAUGACUCUAGCGUAUCCGGCUGUGAAGAUUCCUCUGAUGAUGUUUACUAUGAUGAGGAAGACCAUAUAUUUGGACGAAAUAUUAGGCGUAAUAAUGGCGGUGCUGAUGAUGACGACGACGAGGAUGAUGAUGAUGACGUCGACUAUUAUGAUGCUGGCGGUAAUAGCGAGGACUCGGAUGCCUAAAUUAAAGGACUUGUUCAUUUGGAGUAACAUUUGAUUUUAAUAAAUCAGUUAAACUUA